This is a messenger RNA of Nymphalis io (European peacock), 1118 nucleotides long. RefSeq lists its product as uncharacterized. The record is from RefSeq and is a predicted model, not a curated record. Lineage: Eukaryota; Metazoa; Arthropoda; Insecta; Lepidoptera; Nymphalidae. Bases 25 to 1074 code for a protein of 349 amino acids. The transcript is spliced from 2 exons.
UGUCAUUCGACGUUGACUUGUUGCAUGGAUCUCACAAUGAAGAAUUUCUUGAGUUUAACGGUGUUAUCGCUGGUCUGUCUGGCGUUAGGCGCUCCCGCCUCUAGCGAUGAUAAAGUACACGUUGUCGAUAAGGAGUUGUUUACCAAUGAUGCCAUUAUAUACUCAGGAAACCAUAAAAUCGUAAACAUAAUAGUGCCUCUUAAUGGCCUUAACAACGCAAACGAUGACGGUGACUCAACCGAAUAUAAUCCUAAUUCCAAUGAAAAGGAGCUAAACAUUCUAUUAUUCUUCGUAGAAGCUGAUAUCCAUUUACGUGACAAUCGUGUUGCACGAGGACUUUACGUAUGGAGAGAUGGAAAGGCAACUAAGCUCUUAGAUUACGGUAGAGAUGCAGCUGCAUCAAGAGACAAUAGUACCUUAGCAUUCCUUGCAAGUAAUGAUGGAAUUUAUGUCUAUGAUUAUAAAAAUAAUUCCGCUACCAAAUAUGGAGUAAUCAAUGACAAUAUAAUGGGCAUUGGUAAAGAAUCAACCGGCGAUAUUAUCUACAUUCUGACAAAAAAACAUGAAAUGUUCAAAGUAUCGAAUGGCGGUAUGAUAAAAGAAAAAAUAAACGACGUGGUUAACGCGAAACAAUUUGUGCUAGAUUUAUCUAACAACAUAUACUUUUACACGUUGGACAAGCAAGUAUACGUCCGCACAAAUAAUACUGUUAAGAAAAUCGAAGGUCUGCCGAAAAACUCAACCAGCAUAAAUCUUAUCAAACCACCGUUAUUCAUAUUUGAUGAUGCAGUUCCUGUCGUUGUCGACAACGACUUAUAUUUCAUCUUCGCUAAUGGUACAACUCAAUUCUCUGAUAUAACAUUUGGACCCGAAGCAAAACCUUCAGCUUACGCGCCAGAUGCACUCUUGGUACAAUAUUAUGGAUAUAAUAAUAAUAUCUAUGAGUUCAAUGUCAUCACUACGAUAUAUGAUAAUGUUGUGAAUUCGCUAGAUAACUUAAUUGAGAACAAUGUUAAUAAAAUUCUAUCGGCUGCGGACAAAGCAAAACGGCCGCGUCAACGUCAAAGCGUUUAAUUUUAUCGUGCUAACAUAAUAUGAAAUAACUUUUGAAAUUUGAA